Erpetoichthys calabaricus (reedfish) is the source of this 2673-nucleotide messenger RNA. RefSeq names its product synaptotagmin-14-like. The record is from RefSeq and is a predicted model, not a curated record. Lineage: Eukaryota; Metazoa; Chordata; Cladistia; Polypteriformes; Polypteridae. The transcript has 8 exons. The coding region runs from base 65 to 1840 and encodes 591 amino acids.
UCAUGGCGGCCGUGUACGUCUGGGCGCCAAUCACAGAGGCCCGGCGCGCCGGCGAGGGGAUGUGAUGGAGCGGCUGCUGCUGCUGCUGCUGCCCCCCGAGCCCGCAGUCGAGGCGCCGAUGAGGACCAGGAUGUGUUUCCAGAGAGACCUGCUGGCGCUCAACCUCCGCUCGUCCCUGUCGGUGCUGAUCAUGUCUCCAGAGGCGCUCGGCUUCCUGUCUGCAGUUGGGGUCUUCGUGGUCCUGAUGGUGGUCCUCCUUUUAUACCUCAACAACAAGUUGUGCUUUGGAAACAUCAGCGAGCUGUCCCGCCUCGACGACUACCGAAAGAGCAAGGAUGUGCCAGACAGCAAUUACCCCGACGGGGAUCUGCGCGGCUCCUCCUCGGAGAGCGAAGACGACAUCCUGGGGAAAUACCAGGAGGCGGUCAGCCGGUCGCAGGGCAGCCGCGCCACCGAUGGGCGCCACCCGAAGGGAUACGUCUGGGAGACCCGGCAGAAGUACACGUCGCUGCCUGCAGAGUACGACGGCUACAGCAGCGAGGCGUCCACCGAAGACGUGAACUGCAUCCAGAGGAUGAGGAGGACACCCCCAUUAGACGAGCUGCAGCCGCCUCCCUAUCAGGACGAGGACGGGUCCCCUCGGCUCUCCUGCACCCCGUCAGACUUGGGGGACGGCAAGUGUGAGCUCUCCCACUGCAGCGACAGCCCCCGGCGCUCCUACGGCAAGUGUCCCAGUGAGGGCAGCGCUGGCCACGAGACCGAGAGCUACCUCAACAAGGGCUACGAAGAAGAUGUCCCCAGCGACAGCACGGCUGUCCUCAGCCCAGAGGAUAUGUCGGCCCGUGGAUCUGCUUCUUUGCUCCCAAAAUCCUUUGAGCCGGAGACAAUGGCAAAGUGUGGCACUCUGGACGUUGUGCUCGACUACGACUCCCAGGAACAACGGCUCAUAGUCACGGUGACAGCGGUGACAGACAUCUCCCCCCUGAGUCGGCUGGGGAACACCUCCUGGCAGAUCCACCUGGUCCUACUGCCCACAAAAAAGCAGCGAGCAAAGACUGGCAUCCAGAGGGGGCCGAGCCCCGUCUUCAUGGAGACGUUCAAGUUCAACCGAAUCGAGUCCGAGAUGAUCGGCAACUACGCGGUCCGCUUCCGCCUUUACAGCAUGCGACGCAUGAAGAAGGAGAAGGUGGUGGGCGAGAAGAUCUUCUACCUCACCAAGCUUAACCUGCAAGGCAAGAUGUCGGUGCCCGUUAUCCUGGAGCCUUGCUGCACUCUCACGGGAUGCGAUUCCCAAAUGAGCACGUCGGAGAUGUCCUGCAGUGAAAGCACCUCAUCAUGCCAGUCGCUGGCACACGGUGCCACGCCGGAGAUCCUUGUCGGACUCAUCUACAAUGCCACCACUGGCAGACUCUCAGUAGAAGUCAUUAAAGGAAGCCACUUCAAAAACUUGGCAGCGAACCGCCCACCCAAUGGGCUGUUCUGUUGUCUUAAGCACUUGAUAGGCGGACAGGUUUAUAUCAUCCGAGAUACCUACGUGAAGCUCACCCUGCUGAACUCCAUGGGGCAGGAGAUGUCCAAGUGCAAGACGUCGGUGCGGCGCGGCCAGCCCAACCCCGUCUACAAGGAGACGUUCAUCUUCCAGGUGGCGCUCUUCCAGCUGUCGGACGUGACUCUCAUUCUCUCCGUGUACAACAAGCGCAGCAUGAAGCGCAAGGAGAUGAUUGGCUGGAUCUCGCUGGGCCUCAACAGCUCGGGCGAGGAGGAGCUCGGCCACUGGACCGAGAUGAAGGAGUCAAAAGGGCAGCAAGUAUGCAGGUGGCACACACUGUUGGAGUCCUAGGGCGUGGACUGGGGGGGGGCGCCACCUGCUGGCCUUUUGUGUAUGCGUGUUUAGGGCACAACGACCGUGAUCCAAAGAAACAAUGGCUGCCGGACGACGGCUCCUUAGGCGGGUCAAGGGCGUGGGAGCCACCCGCCAAUAGAGGAGCCCUAGUCUGUCCUGUCGAAAGUGGCAGCCUGUGCCCCUUCGUGAGGCCGCGCUCGACGCCGUUAUCUCUGCUGUGGGUAUCCCGGGGCACAGCUCGGGGCGCUUUUAUCUGAUAGAUUCAGCAGUUGGCGGAGGGGUCCGGGGUUGCACCCUCGUUAAUGGCAGUUGGAGGUUUGCUUCCACUCAUUCUCUGGGCAGUUGAACCACAAAUGGGAGCGGGUAACAAAAAAAAAAAAUCAAAACAUAACCUCUGCGGUUUGCCAGCUUCCUCACCCCUGUGCCCCUUGACCAGCUCGCGCUGCUGGUGCCACGUCCUGCCAGCAUACGCCUGGGUGACCAACAAGAUCAACUCACCCUUAUGAGUAGCACAACAAAAGGGGCGGGGCUGACACUUGGGAAUGGGGAGGGGCAGCCCCAGUCUAAUAGGCACCCUAAAGGGGGCGGGGCACACCAGUCAAAUGAGGGAAGGGCGGCACCAGUCUAACUGACCCCCCCGAUGGGGAAGGGGUACCCCCAAUUUAAUGGGGGGAGAGGGCAGCCUCAUUCUAAUCCACACCCUAAUGAGGGGCGGGGCAUCACCAGUCUAAUCGACACCUUAAUGGGGGCGGGGCAUCACCACUUUAACAGGCACAGCAUGAAGAGCAAGGAGCACAAGACCCCCCAGUCUCUUAUCAGAAGAGCCACAA